UAUUUUUCUCUUACAGUGAGAGUAAUAUAUACGCACAUAAUUACAAUGCGGUUUUUCUUGAUCCGUUUCAAUAAAAUGUUUCUGUGUUUGUGAAAGUAAAUUUGGAUCACUGAAUCGUGAAAAUAUUCGACCAGGCAUUUAAAAAAAUGUGGACGCGCUAUAGCUGAACAAAAAAUUGUGAUACGAACGAGAAUGAAACGCAACGUUUGACAGCUCUCAUAGUAUUUUGCUUGUCAACUUUUUUCUAUCGGACACGCAGCACAUUUUUCGGAAUGUGCACUUGAGAGAUCUGCAUUGUACAAUGAUCGAAAUGUCGUUCUACAAGGAUGGGGUCUUGGCUCAUUCUCAUCUGAAUCAUUUGCAAAAGUCAUCAUUAAUACAGCCAAACUAUGCUUGCCUCCUUUUCCAUUAUUUCCAUCACAGAGCAAUAAUAACGGAGGUUGACUGGAGCAUAUGCAACAAUCAGAACCUGCAAUGUGAACCUCCCUAAUCUUGGAUCAAAUUGCUGUUCUCUAAACUUUGUUACAAUGCCUCACAAUGGUUUGUGCUCGGAAGGGUACCAGCAAAAAGAAAAUAAAACAAACCAUAAGCCAAAAAGGAGAGAGAAUAUAUUUCAUCAUUUAGCGUUCUUCAUAAUGAUGAUAGUGUGUAUGAUAUUGGCUUCUAGUCAGCCAAAAUUGGGUGGUGCCAAUGGUGUGAUAAACGGAAAUGUGAUCAUAUGGUAUUUCGCUGUGCCUUUAACGUACUUCGAAGCUGGACUGACUUGUAGUCCAAAAUCCCUGUAUUCAUCGCUAAGUGACGGCUAUCUCUUGGCAUUUGUGAUGACCUUCAUGUAUAUACUAAUGCCAAUAAUAGCCAGACUAGGAAGUUGUCUUUUAACUUAUGCGAGUGUUAACCCUUGGCUCCUCAAAGGAAUGGAAGUGCUAUACUGCAUGCCACCACCAUUUAGUGUCAGUCUCGUGCUUAGUAGAUUGGCAAGUGCCGAUUUAUCAACGAGCGUUGUCACAACUCUUGUAUCCCACUUUGGAGGACUCUUCGUAUCUCCAAUAUUAUUAUAUUUCAUGCUGGGAGCGUCUACUCCUCCUCUCGUUGGUAUCAACAUUCGCGAAAUGAUUUACAGCACAAUUCUGCCUUUUGGAGUUGGUAUGGGACUCCAGACAACAGUAUCGAAAUUGAGCUUCUACAAAGAGGAACGUACCGCGUGGAUACCACGAUUGUUGCUUCUCCUGACGGCCUAUCACUGGUUUUGCGAUGCUAUUAACGCUGAUGUGACAUCACUGCAUGCCAUCGACAUAUUAUUAUGCGUACUCAUAGCCUGUAUCGGGCAAUUAUUUAUCACCGGUUUAUGCUGGUUCUUGUGCUCGAGAUGGCUACCGAAACAUAUUCUUCUUGCUGCGCUAUUUACGAGUACACACAAAUCGAUUGGUCUCGGGGGUUGGCUUUUGCGAGGUGCUUAUCACGGGUCGGCUCACGGCGCAGCCAUUAGUCUUCCACUCUCGAUUUUGCCGGUUGCUCAAUUGCUCAUGGGUAGUCUUUUAGCAAGCUGGAUAUCACCCUGACGAAAAUCAAUUCAUAAUUCCCAACACGAUCAAGUAUCUGAGGAAUUUGUGAUGGUUAAUGAAGGCGUUUGAUAAAAAGGAAUUUGGAAUAUAAUUCGAUAAUAAUAAUACGAUUUCACUAGUCGUUUUUGAAAUUAGUUGGGAGACAGGUUCAUAUUAUGCGAUGAAAUGGUGACUUAAUUCACGUACUACAAAAGGAAAUUACGAUGAACUAUGGUUAACUGCAUUAACUACUGACGAUGCGGUUUAUACAAGUUCAACGAACUCAACAUUCGAUUGAAUUCGACCAGUUGUUUCAGCUUCGUUCGUAUUUUCCAUCGUACAUACAUCUUGAUAAUUGUUUGUUCAAACCUCAAGACUUCGCAGAAGUAUUUAUCAAACAUGCCAUUAUGCUCAUACAUUUUCCCAGAAAAACAUCGAAAAUUGCGACACCAUAGACAGAUUGAUAAAAUAACAAAUUUUGUCACGCGGCUUGUGUUGAUUUUAUAUAGGAAUUUCGCUAAUUUUUUUAUCCUCAUAACGUAAAUUGUUACGAACUGUCAGUCACGAGUAUUUUCACUUGACCACCACUCUUGAUGAUUGUAGACUAGAAAGGAGCUUAAUCAGUUCGAGUUAGUCCGAUUUCUUGGGCUUUUAAUACGAGAAUUCAUAGGAUAAAUAUAAACAUUUUUCGAGUGCUAAAGGCUAGUGCAUUAAAAGAAUAGUCAUUGAGGAGGCAUAUAACGAUACUCUGUGAUAAUAUAAUGUCGCAUGAUAGAAUUGAAGACCGAUCGGGCUGUAGUUAGAAACAAACGAAAAAAUUCUUACGACAUAGUAUCAACUUUAUUCUCGAUAUAAAUCGAAUUUGCGAGAGAAAAAAUUGCGCACAAUAGUUUUACUACUUAGAUGGCAUUAUAUAUAUAUAUAUAUACAUAUGAAGAAUUCGGGUCGUUCAGCGACCAAUUUGAUUCGUACAAAAUUGUUUGUCUUACACUUACCUCUGUACUUAAGCUACAACAUGUUGUAUCUUAAAAAUCAAAUAUAUUAAUUCGAUAGCAAUAAUUAACAAAAAUAAUGAUAACACACCGUUCAUUAACGUGCUCAAAAAAAAAUGCAAUCCCAUAACACGAAUGCUUUGAAAAUGUAAAUGGUUGUAGAACAAACUCAAAUACUCGUUAAAGUGAAUCGAGUAGAAAAAAAGCGUAUAUGCUAAUAAUAGGUUUUACGACAUUAAACGCAAUAAAAAGAAGUGGCGACUUUUCCCAUACAAAA
This is a messenger RNA of Venturia canescens, 2810 nucleotides long. Its product is annotated as sodium/bile acid cotransporter 7-like. The record is from RefSeq and is a predicted model, not a curated record. Gene Ontology annotation, cellular component: plasma membrane. Lineage: Eukaryota; Metazoa; Arthropoda; Insecta; Hymenoptera; Ichneumonidae. The transcript is spliced from 6 exons. The coding region runs from base 528 to 1559 and encodes 343 amino acids.